Molecule: messenger RNA, 543 nt
Organism: Spodoptera litura
Lineage: Eukaryota; Metazoa; Arthropoda; Insecta; Lepidoptera; Noctuidae
Source: RefSeq, a predicted model, not a curated record
AUGUCUAUCUGGAGACCAUUUAGUUUAGAAGAAGUCAACACUGUCGAUGAGACGACUCAGACGACAGAGGAGCCAGGGUACCUGCCGCUGCCGCUACGCCAUGGGGAUGGUCAAGUUUCCUCAGGUGGUAGUUCAGGCUACCAAUCUUUAAGUACGCCGUCAUCGUCAUCCCUGCCUGGCCCACCCGCCGCCGUUUCAGCACCGGAGGUAAAUGCAGAGCUGGAUCCAGGAUAUCAGCGUUACGUUGAGGCUGCCAUGGCUGCCAUAAAAGCUCACCGAGGUGGCACUUUAGUCGGAAGCAAUCCGAACAUGCGUCGCGCUGUGCGGUCGCAAGCGCACGCCGGCACCGCGGCGGAAGACGACGCCUACCGACGCACGCGCGAGAAGAAUAACGCGGCGGCGAAGAAGAGCCGCGACCGGCGGAAGCUGCGCGAGGUAGAACUGUCGGUGGAGCUGUCGUACCUGAAGCAGCAGCUGGCGGCGCUCAAGGCGACGCUGCGCUCCCGCGCCUGCACACGCUGCCGCCGCUCCUGUCUGUGCUAG